GCCCAGGGGGCCCGAGGGGGCCCCAAGAUGACGCGAGAAGCCAGGGGCACCUUGGGCCAGGGGCACCUUUAGCAACCCCCGAGGCGGGGGCGAGGCCCCUGGGGGCUCGGCUGCCUCCGCGCCCAGCGCGGCCGCGGCCCAGGGGAGAGGCGCGGCGCUGGCACCGGAGGGGGCAGCCGCGGGCGGCAAGUGGAAGUCGAACUACGACCACCUGCCGCCCCCGCCGCCUGAUUGCAUCGGGGCGGCGGACACGCGUGUGGGCUCCCGCACGAUGCUGUUCAACAUGGUCACCGGGGCGAAGGCCGAGGCCCAGUGGAAGGCGGAGGCGGGGCCCGCCCCCUGGCAGGAGGCCCCGGGCCGCUCCCGGUCCCCGCCCGCCUGCAGGCUGCGCCGCGCGCCCACGGCCGCCGACGGCGAGGCCGCGGAGGUGUUGAUGCGUUUCGCGAGGGGAGCUCGGGUCAAGAUCCGCGGAUUUGUAGUCAACAGCGACUUCAACGGCUCCGACGGGAAGGUGGUCGAAAUCACCCUCGACCGUCGGUACCACGUGUCCCUGCUUGGCAAGCUGCAGGGCAUCACUCUGAGGUGGGUGAAGCAGGAUAACCUGGAGCACAUCAGCGAGGCCCAGGCAGGCAGCAGCUUGCUUGACGGCCUGGUCGUUGGUACUGGCGGUGUGGCCGCCGAGCGGCCGACCUGCGCGGUGCUGCAACGAUGAAAAUAAUGAUAGGAGAAAUCGCAUGAGUAAUCACCUACGGAUGCCCUCCGCCUUGUCGCUCUUUCCAGCCUCCUGGUGGGCCUUCGUGGAUCGGAUUCGG
This is a messenger RNA of Prorocentrum cordatum, 812 nucleotides long. NCBI's taxonomy places the organism in Eukaryota, Dinophyceae, Prorocentrales, Prorocentraceae. The record is from the annotation of a GenBank genome assembly.